Messenger RNA from Procambarus clarkii (red swamp crayfish), 1196 nucleotides. The record is from RefSeq and is a predicted model, not a curated record. Lineage: Eukaryota; Metazoa; Arthropoda; Malacostraca; Decapoda; Cambaridae.
GAAGUUGUUUCUAGCCCGGAAUCCGAAAUUGCAGUAGACAACUUGACCAGUCCCCUACACACCACCAGCACCCAGGUACUGUUGACUACACAGGGUAGUCAACAGGUAUAGACCAUCACUGGUACGAGACCAUAGACUUAUCAACAGGUACACACCAGCACCCAGGUCCGAGACCACAGGCUAGUCAACAGGUUCACCAGCACCCAGGUACGAGACCACAGGCUAGUCAACAGAUACACACCAGCACCCAGAAAUACGUGAACUUCCUCUAUUAUAAGAGAAGAUUAGAUAAACCAUAUUUGUAUGGAGUGAUGACAACUCAAGGAAACAACUCUGCAUCAGAAGGGCACAAAUAGCGUUAUUCAGUCAGGCUUUAAUGUAAGUUACAAAUCAAGUAAAAAAACUUGAAAAAUUGGUAUGUAGUGCAUGCAAUAAAUGGCGGUAUAUAUAUAUCAAGACAUGUUCUACAAAAAAAACUGAGUGUCUCAAUUACACAAAAUGCCACCAAAAAGGAACAAGAGCCAUCAAACUCAGGAGCAGGAGGUAGAUGCAUCUGACAACUUGGAGCUAAGAUUCAAAGUUCCUCACAAAAACUUGAAAGAAGAUGACAUAUGCACCAAAAUCCAACAAACACAAGCUAGGGUGAAAGAAAAAGAAGAAGCUCUUCGCAAGUUGAAAUUAGUCAAAAUGUAUCGAACCAAAUGGGAAACACAGUCCUUGGAAGCAGUAACAAGCCAGUGGCUGCGAGUGUGUCAGGAAGCCUUGGAAGAUCUUAGAGUGAAAGCAAGAGAAAUAAAGAGUAGAGAGACUGGAGAAGAAGAGCUAACAUUGUUAGUUCUAAUAAAUAAUCUUGGUAUUGAUCCUCAGCUUUUAAAGCUUGAUGAGAAUGAAGAUUGUUUUAAUGCUUAGUUAAGGUUUCAAAAUGUAUAACCUAAUUUCUAUACAGUAUGUAUUAAGGCUAAAUUAUGCUACAUGGUUCUGAGUUUUUUUGUUUAUUUUUUUCCUAUAAGAGCUUUAUUUUGGUGAAUGCAUCAUUAGUGAAAUCUUGUUUGUGAGAACGUUACAGCUUAUGAUUAUUGUCAGUAUUAACCAACACAGUUUAGUUGUAUUUAGUAUAAUUUAAACAUCAACAGUACCUUCUUGGCAAAAGUAUAAUGUGUGACUUUGUCUAUUGUUCAUAUACAGUACAAAAUAAA